Molecule: messenger RNA, 1202 nt
Organism: Lagopus leucura (white-tailed ptarmigan)
Lineage: Eukaryota; Metazoa; Chordata; Aves; Galliformes; Phasianidae
Product: zinc finger CCCH domain-containing protein 11A-like
Exons: 8
Coding region: 482-1165 (227 amino acids)
Source: RefSeq, a predicted model, not a curated record
CUGGAUGAGCUUGGAGGUCUUUUCCAACCUUGGUGAUUCUAUGGUUCUAUGAUUCCAUGACUUUACUUCAAUUCACCCCAUGGGUGACCCCGGUGUUGGUCUCCUCAACUUUGGAUCUGGGAGGUGACCACUCCUUUGCCUAUGAUGGAAGCACAGCGGUGAUGCAGGCACUCGCUGAGGUCACAGUGGUUGCCGGGCUGGGAGCGUUUGUGUCCCGGCUGGGAGCAGAGCUGGUGCUCUGGUGAGCGUGGUGCACACCGAGAUCGAGCUCUGUGCUUUUAUUGAGAGAUCCUCCUUUAGAGCCCACUGGGAGCAGCGCUGCGGCGUUGUGCAUCAGCUGGGCACAGCUCCGGCCCAGCAGGCUGACCAGGGUUCCUCGGGGAUCGAGGCAGCUGAACGAGUGAAGCCAGCUCCUCCCAAGAGCGAGGGAGGUGUGGAGAGAACCCUCACACCUUGGGCUUCCUCUGCCACUUCAGCCAUCAUGUCCCAGCGAGGAGAUGACCGUGGUUCCAAUUCCUCCUCUGUGAGAGCAAAGAAGCAGCGCGGCGCGGUUCCCCGCGGUCGGGAGCAGCAGCCAGCAGGCUGCCAGAGAUCCAGCAGCGCCUGGCAGCGCACAGAGGGACGCGAUGGGGACGGGCCGUCCUCAGUGCCAAGCAAAAGGACGGAGCCUGCGCGUCCGUGGAACGGUGCUGGGCAAGGGGGGAAACGGAAAGCCUCCUCUGAAGCUGAUGCCAGUGGCCUUCCUGUGAAGCGCAGCCUUGCGGAAAGGCAGGGGGGAGCUACAGACCAUGACGUGGCACCCAAGAGAGAGAGAGGUGCUGAGCCCGGUGCCAAGAUCUACAUGAAAGCGGUGCAGGACGUCCUUUGUGAGAGAGCUCGUCUCCAGGCUGGAGGGCUUCCCACAGCAGCAGGUCCCAGCUCAGGGAGAAGACCUUCCCCUGCCGUGUGCCCCCGCUCUGUCUCCAAGUCCCUGGCUGGAGGCAAACGCAAGGGCUUGGAAGCAGAGCAGCAAACAGCAGCGCAGCUGCCUGCAAACAAAAGAGCGAGGGCUCAGAGCGGAGGCAGCGUGCCGGCUCCAGCAGCACAGCCUGGGCCUGCUGCAGCACGGAGCUCCAAGCUGAGAGAGGGGAAAAGAGUCGAAGCCUACGAAGGCCCAAGGCAGUGAGCAAGAAGACAACAAAGAGAGAGAAGAGUGGAACUGA